Messenger RNA from Xylona heveae TC161, 681 nucleotides. Its product is annotated as zf-CHY-domain-containing protein. The transcript has 2 exons. The annotation marks the transcript as partial. The record is from RefSeq and is a predicted model, not a curated record. Gene Ontology annotation, molecular function: zinc ion binding; ubiquitin protein ligase activity. Gene Ontology annotation, biological process: protein ubiquitination; ubiquitin-dependent protein catabolic process. Lineage: Eukaryota; Fungi; Ascomycota; Xylonomycetes; Xylonales; Xylonaceae. Gene Ontology annotation, cellular component: nucleus.
CUAGGGUGUCAACACUACAAGAGGAAUGUCAAACUGCAAUGUGCCGACUGCGCGCGCUGGUAUACUUGCCGAUUUUGUCACGAUGAAAGGGAAGAUCAUGCUCUAAACCGACGAAAAACGAAAAACAUGCUUUGUAUGGUCUGCAGUUUCCCGCAACCAGCGGGCGCACAGUGUCAGCAGUGCAACACGACCGCUGCGUACUAUUACUGUGAGAUUUGCAAGCUCUGGGAUGACGAUAACGAAAAGAGUAUAUACCAUUGUGACGAUUGUGGCAUUUGCCGCGUCGGUCAAGGUCUUGGAAAAGACUUUUAUCAUUGCAAGACCUGCGGUGUUUGCAUGUCCAUUGCUAUUGCGGACUCGCAUCGUUGCAUUGAAAGAUCAACCGAUUGCAACUGUCCCAUCUGCGGCGAGUACAUGUUUACCUCCCCACACACGGUGGUGUUUAUGAAAUGCGGGCACAGCAUUCAUCACAAAUGCUUCUACGAGCAUAUGAAGACAUCUUACCGAUGUCCCAUCUGCAACCGAAGUGUAGUAAACAUGGAGAUUCAAUUCCGCAAUUUAGAUCGUGCUAUUGAGGAGCAGCCGAUGCCUCCACAAUUUCGAGACACCCAGGCAGUUGUUUCGUGUAAUGACUGUUCUGCCAAGACAAUAGUUCCCUAUCACUGGUUGGGUCUGAAGUGU